Messenger RNA from Mesorhabditis belari, 291 nucleotides. NCBI's taxonomy places the organism in Eukaryota, Metazoa, Nematoda, Chromadorea, Rhabditida, Rhabditidae. The record is from the annotation of a GenBank genome assembly.
AUGAAAUCCCUAUUCAUUCUCGUCGUUUUCAUUUGUUUCUUAGCCGUUUCAUUCUCGGCUGAUCGCGAAUUUUGUGUUGCUUGUGAGCCGUUCAUCAACGAUGUUGUUGAAUACAAGAAUGAGAAUCCCGAUAAAUUCGUCGAUAAAACACGUAAAGCUUGCACGAAGCGCUUCAACAUGGUCUAUCCGACAUUCUGCAAAACACUUGUCACACCACAAAUCGAUGAUAUUAGGGAUAAACUCCAAAAGAAUCUCCCGGUUAAACAAAUCUGUCGCGGAUUGAGAAUGUGU